AUGGACAAUUUUUUCUUAAAAGGAACCAAGAAGCGUUCCACCAAUGGAGGAGGCUGUCACACUCCAGAAGUUGGUAACAGGAGUGGUUCCAUGAGGGGAUUUCAAGUUUUAUCCCAAAAUGCAUACGCAGGAUUCAAAUAUGAUUUGUUCAUCUGUUACACUGAAGAAGAUGAUGACAUGGUAGACCAUAAGCUGAUAAGUUUCUUAGAUCAGGAACGCUCUGGCGGUGGACAAAAUACAUGCACAUAUGAAAAGAAAAAUUUCUUGCCAGGAAGACAUAAUGUUGAAAAUGUGUGCCAAGCCAUGAAAGAAAGCCGCAAGACAUUACUGGUCCUGACCUCCAAUUUUGUGAAGACAGAAUGGUGUAAAUAUGUUGCAGGGUACAGGUUUGAAGAGGAAUUCAAGAAUCGUAUACUCAUUGUUCAGCUGGAGGAGUGUAAUAUUUCCAAAAGGCUUAGACAGUAUAUCCAUGGGGUUGAGAUCCUGAAAUAUGGUGAACCACCAGAUGAUUUUUAUCGAACCCUUCAAUUUUUUAUUGACCAUGAUAUUGAUACAAGUACAUCAUCUUCAUUUGGCAGACACCUACACAUGGAAGGCAAGAAAUAUGACACUGGAACUGAACCAAACAAUGAUUAUUAUGGUGAGCAGUUCAAAGCAGCUUUGUCAGAUGCAAACUAUUGCAGCCAAAAUAAUACAGAUUUGGUAGAUAAAGCUGUUGCAGAAGGAAGUUUAUGUAGCUUCAAUAAAGAUCCAGAGUCAUACGUGGAAAGAAUGAAUAAGAUGGUCGAAAACAGCCCAAACUAUUUACUCCAUAAAAAAUCCUUAAGAAAAGCAAUGCUUUCACAAAACUUAAACUGGGAUAUUCUGGCUGUUAUUAGCUGUAUUAAAGAUGCAGAUUUAAAGGAAAUAGCUUUGAAAAAAUUGGAAGGAGUUCUGCUGGAAAAUGAUCCUCUUUCUGAUGAGCAGGCAAAUGACAGGCUACUUGAGGCUGCUGUCAAAAUUGAGCUUUCUUUGUUUUCUGAAACAAACAGUAACUUUCUGACAAAACGAUUGUCAGUUUAUGGAUAUCUAUUGACAUGCAUUCUUUUGCAUGUAUGGGAGCAGCAUAUCUAUCCACCUAGUCAUUGGUUAUCUAGGCUAGGUGAAAAAGUUCUGCCAUUUUUAGAGGAUGCCAAACGAAGUAAGAGUGCUAGGAACAAAAGACAAAAAUACGCAAUUGAUUUUUGCCUAUUCAUCAUACGCAGUUUGAGGUUUGACAGUGGGCCUGAAAUGCAGAACCAGUGGAAAGUAUUCCAUAAAUUUGUAAUAUCUGAUGAUAUUUCCCACCAUGCCAUUAAUUGGGAAGAUGUUCUUGGGACACGUCUGAUGAAUAAAAACUCAGAGUGUUGGUUUUAUUUCAUUAAGGUGAUUCUCCAGGCCUUCACAGGACUCCAGGCAAGAAAAAAAGUACAGGAGACGAGAAAAAGAAGCUUUGCAUGCCUUCCCCUUCAUGCAAUGGCAUACAUGCUGAAAAAGUUCAAGCCCAACUGCUUGUACCAUGAAGAAACUAUUCUUCAGUGUGCUCAUAUUUUGAGUAGGAUGGCAUGCCAGCCAAAAAAUGAAAUGGCACAGUCUGUGGUGUUUGGCUGUACAGAAGCAGGUUCCCCAGAUAAUGGUCUUAGGCAUCUGUUUGAUACUGUCCAAGGGAAUAAGUCCUUCAAAGAAGCUCUUUCAGAAGUCAUUAGACCCAUCUUAUCUACAUCAGAAGACCAAACAAUCAAAACUGUACUGCUUGAAAAAAUUUUACCAAGAGAUUGCAGAACAGAAGAAAAGAGGAAAGAUUUAGUGAUGACCGCAAUUGUCGAAAAAUUAACUGAGCAUUACACCCUUAUGGGUCAGAGUUUGGCAAUUGACUUGAAGCCACAGUUGAGUCAAGCACAAAAUGAUAUAUUUCGCCUUGAUGGAAAAUUAAAUGGAAACCCAGUGACAGCUGUUAUUUUGAAUACAUUUAAAUGUGGUGAUGUUUCUCAGAUUAAAAAGGAGGAAAAGCUGAUCAAGAAACUUACACACAAGAACAUCCCUAAAUUGGUGGAAAAGAUGGAGGGAGAUGGAAUUCCAUUCCAUUUUAUCACUGAGAGAGCCAAGGGAGAAAAUCUCCAGACCUUUCUUUUGCAGAAACGCAAAGAUCCAGAUUCAUUUCCCUUGCCUGAUCGCAUGAAACUGGCAACAGGACUCUGUGAAACACUUCACUAUACCACACAUUCAGAGUGUGUACUUAGAAACCUUUCUGCCCAGACCAUCAUGAUAAUGAAAGACGCCCGGAGGCAAUAUCAGCCUAAAAUUGUAAACUUUCAGCAAGCUUUAACAGUGCAAGGAGGAAAGCUUGCACCAGGAACCAUGAGAGACAAAAUACCCGUGAGAUGUUCUGCACCAGAAGCUUUCCUAAAAAAUGAAUUUUCAGAGAAAACAGAGGUGUACAUGUUUGGAUGUCUGUUGCUUGAGAUUUUCACUUUGGGUAGCCCAGCCUUUCAGGAACUUGCUAAGCCAGAGGAUGUUCAGAUAAUGGUUGGCUGCAUUGAUUACAAAGUAAAGAAACCCCAGUGUAUUCCAAGUGAUAUUUUCAAUGUAAUUUUGGCAUGUCUCUCAAGGGCACCUGAUAAAAGGCCUUCUUUUGGGGCCAUACGCAGUUCACUGCAGGAUAUACUAAACAAGGCAAAAGCUCAAAAACGCCAUGAUCCAGAGGAGAACGGUUUCCCAAGGGUGCCCAUGGCAGGGGAUUUUCUCAAGAGAACAGAGGAAAUUGUGACAAAAGUAAGCAGUGCCAUUAAAGAACACAAGGUAGUUAUUACACCACUGUAAUAAUCAUAAAAAUUAAACAGAGUAGCCAUUACUCCUUUACUGUGCACAUCUUUUU
Messenger RNA from Lingula anatina, 2893 nucleotides. RefSeq lists its product as uncharacterized. Lineage: Eukaryota; Metazoa; Brachiopoda; Lingulata; Lingulida; Lingulidae. The record is from RefSeq and is a predicted model, not a curated record. Gene Ontology annotation, molecular function: ATP binding; protein kinase activity. Gene Ontology annotation, biological process: protein phosphorylation; signal transduction.